CCAGGCCCCAUUUCCCCAAGGCUCCCCAGCCCAUGCUCCUGCUCAGCACUGUCCUACAGCCUCAGCUGCUCUGAUGUUUGCUCCUCAGCCAGUUAAGGGAUGUGCUCCAAGUGGGGCACGAUAUGCAGUUGCAGCUGCGUCCAUGGAGCGGAGCUCUGCGAUGGCCUAGGGGGAUGGCAGUGCUGCUGCUGCUGUGUGCAAUGGCACGGCAUCUCUCAAAGCAACCCCUGCACUACGCACUCGCAGCCCAUCAGCAGCACGGCGCCCAUGGCAGCAGCUUGAGGGAGCCGUGGGCAGCGAAGCCUGCAUGUCCCCCGUCCCUGCCCACCCUGCUCAGACCCAGCCCUUGCUCCUGCUGCUCUUCCACUCUCCCCGGGAACCCCAUAGCUCCAACAGACAGCGGGAGCCAAGGAACCCCCAGGGCCAGAGCAAAUGGUCCCAUGGACCUCUGAAGGCCUGGCACUGCUGGGGGAUUGCACAGAGCACAGCUGAGCCAGGCACGCACAGCCACCCUGCAGCCUGCCCCGCACAGCCUGGUGCCUGCAACACGGAUGUGUCCCCACACACAUCCCACCACAGCUCUGCAGCAUUGCUCCCCACUCCGUGCGUGCUGGGAGGUGAUGCCGAUGCUCGCUGGGCAGGACGGGGUGGGCUCUGGGAAGCGGUGAUGGGAUGCAUAGGCUCACUGGGCUCUCCCGGGUGCCCACAUCGGGGAGCGCAGGAAGCAGGGUUGGGGAGCACCUCCCACAUCCCCCGGCCUGGCUGUUUGCGGGUCACUGGUGACCUGGAAAGGGAGCACUGCGGGGGAUGCGCCAGCCAUGGGCUGGGAGCCCAGCACGGCUCUGGGAGUCUCCCUUGAAAUGAAUUGUUCAUGCUCAGCGCUCCCACAGCCCUGGAAACUCACGCUGCCAUGGGCUGGUGCCCCCCAGCAGAUUUAAAUACCGACUGGCAGUCGCAGUGCCACAGCUCCCCCCAGCAGCACGAUGCCCAGCACCUGUGCCCUCACGCUGCUGCUCCUGGCCCUGUGCGCCGAGCUGUCGCCUGCCUCAGCCCAGCAGCACCGUGGGGAUCGCGGCAAUGCCCCCGCUGCCAGCCCCCCACCACGCCGGGCACAGCGGGGCCAGCGGCCGCCGGCCGCCCUGCCUGCCCCCAGCAAAGCAGGCAUGUGCCCGGCAGUGGGGAGCAGCCCCACACGCCCCACCAGGAGGUACUGCCUGUCUGACCACAGCUGCCCCGGUGCUGAGAAGUGCUGCCUUCUCCGGGAUGUGCGCACCUGCCUGCUCCCUGCUGCAGGUAUGGGGAGCUGUGGGGCUGCUGCUGCUGGACAAGGGACGGGUGCCACGGGUGAGCCGUGCUCCCCAGCACACAGUACUUCUUCCCUCACAGAGACCCUGGGCAGCCCCGGGGGGGUGAGCUGCAGGGUGAGCUGCUGCAACGAGACGGCGUGUGGCCAUGGGGAGAGGUGCUGCAUCCGCUGCCUGCGAGCUGAGCCAGCCAAAUCCGGCCUUUGCCCACGGAAGCGAGCCCGGCGUGAUGCUGUCUGCCCCAACCUGUGCACCGAUGACAGGGACUGCCCCGGGGACAAGAAGUGCUGCUUCUCUGGCUGUGGGCUGUCCUGCACCACCCCGUACACAGCAAAGUCUGGCGCGUGCCCCGUGGUGCUGCGGGGCUCCCUGGGCCCCUGCCUGGAGAGGUGUGACAGCGAUGCUGACUGUCCCGGGGCCAAGAAGUGCUGCACCACCGGCUGCGGCCACGUCUGCAAACUGCCCACCGAGGUGCGCCCGGGGCUCUGUCCUGCCACAUCUACCAGGGCUGGUGAGUGCCUUGUUCUAUGCCUGGAGGACAAGGACUGUCCACCCAGCCAGAAGUGCUGCCUGCAGGACUGCGGCCGUGUGUGUGUUCCCCCACUGCAGGGUAAGACCAACCCCACACCCUGCCCGCAAGGGACGGCACGGGGUGGGGCACCCAUCCUGCUCUGACCACCGCAUCCAUCUCUUCCAGGCACAGCCUAGCCCUGGCUGGGGGGGUUGCACUGGGAGCUGCCAAUUCGGGGCCAUUCCACCCCACUGCCAUCGCAGCACCCACUGCCCCACUGCUCCCAUCCCUCGGGCAGCACCUCCAGCUGAGGGGGCCAGCACUGUUUGACCCACUCUGGCUGAGGUCUCUGCCACCCCCACCUCCCACAGCUGUGCUCCAGGGACAAAGGCAAACCCCCACACCCAGCCCCUCUGCGUGUGCCAGACUGUGUAUGGCACGGACCCCCCCAGUCUGCCUGGAAACACUGACCCAGAAUAAACCAGCAUGUGGCAGCCCGGCUGCUCUGAGUGUUUUCUGUUGCCUGCGGUGUGCUGGGGGUUUCCCGUGGCGCAGGCACUGCAGGUGGACACGUGGCUGCAGGCAGCCCUGGGGCAGUGAGAGGAGGCCCUGUUUCCAUGCUGUGCCCCCCAGGCACCACCACCCCACUGUGAAGGUCCUGGGGAAACACUGCUGCUGUCCCAGCAGUCACGGACAGGAGUGCCAGAAACCUGUUGAUUCAGAUUCCUCGCACCAAGAAAGGGUUUAUUUGCAUCCUGAAGUGUGAAACUCGGGUUGGAAGCACAGUCAGGGGCAGAUGGAGCACUCAGCCUGGGGACAGGGCGAGAAGCAGCAGCCGUGUGCUGGGAGCCACGCAGCCCCACUCACUCCUAUCCUGGCCGAUCCCAUCACUGUGCUCCAUCCCCAGGCCUCUCCAGCCUCUGCUGUGCAGUACUGCGGGGAUGGCACCUGUGUGACCCCAGGUGCCCUGUCCCCGUCCCUGCCCCAGUCCCAUCCCCAUGGGUCAUCCUGACCCAAAAGCGCCGUGUGGCUGGAGAUAAGCAGCCGGCUGGCAGGGCACCCGUGGUUCUGGGAACAAUCCCGCCUCUCAUUCCUGCCUGCUCACCAUCAACCGUGCUGCAGCACCCCUGGCAGCUCCGCCAGAGACUUUAAACCCAGGACUGCCUCAGCUGUGUGUAUGCAGCAUCCCUGCAGCACCAUGUGCCUGGGGCUUUGCCUCCUCCUGGGGCUGCUCCUCCGGACAGAGCCAAGCACUGCACUGGGGGAGGAAGAUGGUGAGUACCGGCAGGGGGUUCUGGGCCAGCUCUGUCCAGGUGCACCCCGUGUGCACCUCCUGCCCCGCGUCCC
Molecule: messenger RNA, 3162 nt
Organism: Gallus gallus (chicken)
Lineage: Eukaryota; Metazoa; Chordata; Aves; Galliformes; Phasianidae
Gene: WFDC2
Product: WAP four-disulfide core domain 2
Exons: 4
Coding region: 984-1979 (331 amino acids)
Biological process (GO): antibacterial humoral response; innate immune response
Cellular component (GO): extracellular region
Molecular function (GO): peptidase inhibitor activity
Source: RefSeq, a predicted model, not a curated record